UUUGUAGCUGUGUGUGUGUAUCAGCUGAUGACUGAUGGGCCGGUCCUAUAGUUGCAGGAAUGCACACACACGCACACACACAGUACUUUUCCUGCGGUUUUUGUGGGCGUGGUCAAUUUAGAGGACACGCAUGUGACCUCCAUACACAGGAAGCCUAGUUGUCACUCAGCGUCAGCCGCUUUAUAUUUAUGACGACAUUUCCGAGCGUCAGUGAAGGCAACACUUCUCUAGCGUCCCAAGCGUUACUUUUGCUUCGUCCUCGAGGGGAGCAGAACCAAACCCACUUUUUUUUUUUUCUUCUUCCACGGGAGACUCUUUCACUUUUAUCCCCUCAAGUUCUUCUCGUCGAACCACCGAGACGCCAUCAUGGCUCGCAGCGGUUCCCCCCCGCACGCAGCUCCAUCAUGCCAAUCCUCAAGAACCUUCCGAUGCGCCUGAAGGGCGGCCCCACUUUGGACAACGCCCUGUUCAUUCGCAGGAUGAGCCUCCAAAUCAACCCGCGCCACCACAACCCCUUCGACGACGAUGAGGACGGCGGCCGCGGCGACCGCUCUUGGUCGCCAGCCGGCUCCUUCUUGGACGGCGAUGUCCCUGGUGAACGUAACCCCUUCGAGGACGGGGAGGACGACAACGAGGCCGACGAGGGCAAGAAGGCCAAAGGGGAACGAGGCGGCUCAGGGAAGGGCUCCUUCAUCAAGUCGCCCCUCAAGAGUUUGGGCAAGCUGGGGAAGAAUAUGAGGUUGUCGGGACGAGGCAAGAACGGAGGGACGCCCUCGCCGCAGGGAACGCCGUCCCCCGCGGACAAGAAGAAAAGAGGUCGAAGGAGCUCAGAAGGAAGUCUGCUUAGGUUCGCGGGCAAGUACCGCGACACGCUAAGCUUCCGCAAAGAGUCUAUGGCCAACGGUGACUCCAACUGUUGUGACAGCGAGUGCGACUCUUCCAGCCGCCGUCUGUCCUUCAUGAAAAUGGUCGGGCUGGGCAAGGCCAAGCGUGAGCUCGGGGCCGACUCCUCCUCGCAGGCUCCCGAGGAGCAGCUGGUGUGCAAGGAGCCAGAGGUGGAGGUCAAGCCCAGGGAGCCGCUCUCCGUGCUAGAGAUCCUUCAGCUGGUGAAGAAGCGCGACCUCGUGCUGGCCGACGCGCACAUCCAGGAGCUGGAACAGGAGUGCAACGGGCCAGAGCGCGGUUCUGCCCCGGAGGAGGCGAGCGGCAAGGACGGCGGGCGGCGGAAGGCCAAAGACGUGGAGCUGCUUUAUGAAGAGCUGCAAAAAGAGUUGUGGGCGGUGGUGCGUGAGUCGUUACGCUCGCCCACCGCAGGGCCCAACUUGGGCCUUGUGGUUCAGGUCCUUCAGCAGGAGGAGCUGGUGGACGCGAGCUGGUCGUCGACGGGCGGGCCAAGACCACGGCAGCUAAAGCGGCGCUGGAGGGAGGCGGUGGAAGACGCGGCCGACGGAUCGCUGCCUCAGAGGGCCGAGUUCACUGCCGGCGAACUGGCCGGGUACCUGGACCGCAUCCAGACCCGGGUGGUGGAAGACCUUGACGCCGCUAAAAGGAAUGUGGUCAACAUCUACCCUGACGAGUACCAAGCCCUGCAGGUGUACAUGCAAAGUUACCACCAGGCGGUUGCAAAGCGAAUACAGGUCAUAACUGAGCAGCAGUUGCAGAUUACUGACAUUUACUCUCUGCUGGAUUGGCUACACAACAUAUACAACAGGAGUGUUUUGGCCAAGGUUUGUGCAUCGGAUCCUUUGAGAGGGUCUCAUCUGGGACCCCUGCUGCCUUCAGACGUCAUCGACAGGCUGGAACAAGAUUGCCUCAACUCCGUCAGGGCGAAAGUGACCACGGAGUUUACUCAAGUCUUGGACGAGGAGGAGAAAAGGUGGAUGGAGAUGCUGCACGUGGAAGAGUACAACAUCACUCUUGCAAAAACUAUUAUGCAGAGGUUGCAAGUUGAUCUGGAGCGUUCCGCCUCCAUCAAUAAAAGUUUGGGCUCCAGAGUGGCUCAGUGCAGCCUCAACGGCCUGGCAGACUUCCUCUACAGUUUCCAGCGUAAAGUGGACUUAUUUCACGAAGGGCUGCAGAACGGAUUUUUCGGAGAGCACGAGGACGGCUACGUGUCCAAAACGGUCGCGCUGGUCAACUGCUGCCCACCGUUCAGAGGUUUCGUCCAGCGUUGCCUCCCGCAUGACACGACGACGGCGGUUAGCGACGAUUCGCUGCGGCGUGCCAACAAAGCGCUCGAUCAUAUCGUCCAACAGGGGGUGCGGGUGCUCUCGGACCGGCUCUUCCUCCACAUCAGGCCAUUUUUUGAGCGCUUAGUGAAAAGAAAGUGGCUGAGCAACACAGAUGCGUACGAGCAGAUCGAAGCGGCCAUCAAGGAACAUUUUAAGAAAUAUCGUAGGAUGGAAAACCCGCCCUACCAGCUGCUAGUGGCGGUGAUUCACCGUCGCGUCAUGAUGGAGUACCUUCGCUCCGUGAUGCGAGGGCGAAUCAUCUGCACGUCGCUCAAGAUGAGAAAGAAGAUGGCUGGACGCCUCAGGGACGAAGGACAGCAGAUCAAAGUGCUCUUCAAGGACCUGGAAUCGCCGUCGAGCUGGUUGGACGGAGCGCUGGCUAACAUCUCUGAGCUCAUUCAGCUGGAGGACAUUCCCUCUAUCCAGAUGGAGGUGGGAGUUCUGGUUCGAGAGUUUCCAGAUGUUAGGAAGAAACAUGUGUCAGCCAUUUUGAACAUCCGCGGCAUGACACGGCAACGUGAGCGGCAAGAAAUCCUCAACAUCGUCAAGGACAUUGAGAACGGCGCAGGCGAUGCCGGCACCGCCGGUCCAGCCCGCGUGAGCCGGGAUCGGCUCCUGUUCUCCGAGAUCCCCGUGACUUCCGAGGUCCACUGCCUGAACGUGGGCCUGAGCCGAAUGGCCCUGGCCGCUUCCUCCUGCUACGCCACGCUGCGUCCCCGCGGACGAAAGGCCCGGACAUCGACGCAGGACAACUCGGACGAUGUCCUCUGAGACGGCGGCUGUCCGGGAGCUCUCGAGGUUUUCCAAAAAAGACUUUAAAUGUUUCUUAAAAUAUUUCUCCUCAAUUUCAAUUCAUAUUGGUUAGACCGUCUUGAUUUUAAACUAAGCUCGCUAAACGAUUUUCAAGUUUUUCAGCCAUCCUUUUCAACCAACAUUCCCGAAUUUUCGAGAAUAAUUCAGUGCUACACUGUAGAGAAAAAAAACAUAAAUUCACGGUAAAAUACAGGUUUCUGUGGUUGCCAGAAUUUUACUGUGGGGAAAAAAAACCUUAAAUACACGCAAAAAUGGGUAAGUGCUUCGGUAUCCGUAAAGUUCACGGGAGGUUUUUUAAAUUGAAAAUCACAGCAGAAAAUGAAUUUAGUAUUGCAAUCUUUUUUACACUGUGAUCCAUACGUAUUCAGUUUUAAUGGCGGUAAUGCCAGCACGCUCUUUUUCUGAUGGCAGUCGAACAUGCUAACUGUUGAGCUACGGAACACUGGUCAGAGUAUGUGCUGUCUAAACUUGACAAAAAAUCGAACUUUUAUUCGUUAAACACGAUGAUAUACAGUAUUUUGUCUUAUUGUUCAACACUAAUAUGUAGUCAUGUGAAAAAAUUUGGACACUCCAUUAAAUAUUCAGGCCUUUAUCAGGAAAUGUUCACACAUAUCUGGAAAAGAAAGUCAUUUGAUUGCAGGUAAACAACAAAAAUUAAUAUUGUUUUACUCAUAAAACCAAAUAUAUCAACAAAAAUGCAUAUUCAAACUGAGGAAAAAGUUAGGACACCCUACCACCUAAUAGCUAGUGGUGCCCCCUUUGGCUGAAAUAAUUUCAGUGGGACGCUUUGUAGCUAUCUACCAGUCUUUGACAUUGGUCUGAAGAAAGUUUGCCCCGCUCCUCAGUGCAGAAUACUUUGAGCUGUCAGAUGUUUGAAGGGUUUUUUGCAUGCACAGCCCGUUUCAAGUCACCCCACAUAAUCUCAGUGGGAUUAAGAUCUGGGCUUUAACUCGGCCAUUCCAGAACUACCCAAUUCUUACUUUUCAGCCAGUCCUUGGUGGAUUUACUGGUAUGUUUUGGGUCAUUGUCAUGUUGCAGGGUCCAGUUUUGCUUCAGCUUUAAUUUUUUUCAAAGAUAUCACAUGUUCCUGAAGCACCCUCUGAUACAUGAUAGAAUUCAUGGUGGAUUCUAUGACAUCCCCAAACCAUGACACUUCCACCUCCAUGCUUCACAGUUGGUAUGAGGUUCUUUUCCUGGAAUGCUAUAUUGGGUUUACGCCCAACAUGUCUCUGUUCUGGUGUCCAAAUAAUUCCAUUUUAGAUUCAUCUGUCCAAACAACAUUAUUCCAGAAGUCCUGUCUUUGUCUACACUCACUCUGGCAAACUUUAGUCUGGCCUUCAUGUUCUUCUUGGAGAGCAAAGGUUUCCUCCUUCCACACCUCCCAUGAAGGUUAAACUUGUGGAGUUUCUUUCUAAUUGUAAAGGCAUGCACUUUCACAUCAACUGUAGCAAGAGCCUACAGUCUGCUCUCGGGGUGAACUUGCUUGGACAGCCAGACCUGGGCAUGUUGGCAGUUGUUUUGAAUAUUCUCCACUGUAGACUAUUUUUCGGACAGUGGAAUGGCUGAUUUUAUAUUCUUUUGAAAUCCCUUACCAUACUCAUAAGCGUAUACAAUCUUCUUCCUAAAGGCCUCAAACAGUUCCUUUGAUCUCACCAUGGUGUUUUCUCUCAUUUCAACAGUCAAGGGCACACCAAACUAAAUGUGAGGUUUAAAUAAGGCAAGCCUCCAAAACACAGGGUAAUGAUGUUCUAGGGGUGUCCUAAUUUAUUCCUCAACAGAAAUUGCAUUUAUUUAAAAUGACAUUUUACAGCAAGUUAUAAAAAUUCUUUCUUUUCAGUUUUAAUUUUUCAGUUCGAUUACAUGAAUCUCUCGAGAUGGUUAAAUUUCAUAUUAAAUAACCAUAUGACCAAAUAUGUUAGAAAACACACAGGCUUCCAUAAGGUGUCCUAAUGUUUUCACAAUACUGUAUGUAUACAGCUGGCCAAAUCAACGUUACUCUGAACCAUCGUAAAGGCCCAUAUUUUAAUCACUUUCACCAAUUUUCUUCAACUAAAAAUACAUUUUAAUUGUACUUUAUCCAUUCCAUCCCAUGUUUAUUUUAAACAUUGAGUUCUCAACAUUUAGUUGUUUUUCCUUUGCAUGUUUGCAUGCCAAAUUUAACUAUAAAUUUUGUAAAUGUUUACAAUGGUAAUAGCUUUUUGAAAAUUGCGUAUUCAGAAAGCUCAUGAUAACUCACCUGAAAUACAGUACUGGCCAAAAGUGUUGGCACCCCUCAGAUAAUGCUCAAUUUCUCCCAGAAAAUGAUUGCUAUUAUAAAUGCUUUGGAAUUAAUAUCCUCAUUUAUUUUGCUUGAAAUGAAAAAACACAAAAGAGAGUGGGGGAAAUUUUUUUUUAUCAUUUUACACAAAACUCCAAAAAUAGGCCGGACAAAAGUAUUGGCACCCUUUGCAAAAUCAUGUGAUGCUUCUCUAAUUUGUGUAAUUAACAGCACUUGUUACGUACCUGUGGCCCAUAACAAGUAGUGGCUAUAACUAAAUCACACUUGCAGCCAGUUAAAGUGGAUUAAAGUUGAAUCGACCGAUGUCCUUGUGUGUACCACAUUGAGCAUGGAGAAAAGAAGACCAAAGAACUGUCUGAGGACUUGAGAAGCAAAAUUGUGAGGAAUCAUGGGCAAUCUCACAGCUACAAGUCCAUCUCCAAAGACCUGAAUGUUCCUGUGUCUACCGUGCGCAGUGUCAUCAAUAAGUGUAAAGCCCACGGCACUGUAGCUAACCACCCCAGAUUUGAACGGAAAAGAAAAAUUGAUGAGAGAUUUCCACGAGUAGAGCUUUUUGGUAAAAGGCAUCAAUAGUUCACAGGGAAAAAAACAAGGCCUUCAAAGAAAAGAACACGGUGCCCAAAGUCAAACAUGGUGGAGGUUCCCUGAUGUUUUGGGGUUGCUUUGCUUCCUCUGGUGCUGGACUGGUUGACCGUGUGCAUGGCAUUAUUAAGUUUUAAGACUACCAACAAAUUUUGCAGAAUAAUGUAGGGCCCAGUGUGAGAAAGCUGGGUCUCCCUCAGAGUUCAUGGGUCUUCCGGCAGGACAAUGACCUAAAACACACUUCAAAAAGCACUAGAAAAUGGUUUGAGAGAAAGCACUGGAGACUUGUAAAGUGGCCAGCAAUGAGUCCAGACCUGAAUCCCAUGGAACACCUGUGGAGAGAUCUGAAAAUGGCACCCUUCAAAUCUCAGAGACCUGGAGCAGUUGGCUAAAGAAGAAUGGUCUAAAAUUCCAGCAGAGCAUAGUAAGAAAUUCAUUGAUGGAUACCGAAAGCGGUUGUUUGCAGGUAUUUUGUCUAAACGUUGUGCUAUCAAGAUUUAGGCUGAGGGUGCCAAUAUUUUUGUUCAGCCCAUUUUUGGAGUUUUGUGUAAAAUGAUGAUUUUUUAAAAAAUCAUUGUCUUUUGUGUUUUUUUUCACUGCAAGCAAAAAAAUGAAGAUAUUACUACCAAAGCAUUUGUAAUUGCGUUCAUUUUGUAGGAGAAUUUGAGCAUUAUCUGACACAAUUGCAGCGGUGCCAAUACUUUUGGCCAACACUGUAUAAAGCCAUUUUACCUUUUUAUUAAAAUGGUGAGGGAAAUGGAUGCAUUUUCAGUGGCUUUUCAGAUAGUAACUUGUCACAUGACAAUGUGACUCAUGAGGAUGACUGCUUUCUCCAUAAAAUGAAAUUUUACAGUUUCCUAGCUCUAACAUGUAUAGGUUUGACCCUUACGCUAACGGAGAAGCACUGUUACAGUGAGUAGCUCCAUUGUUGUUUUGUGCUGAAGCUCAACAGACUGUAGGCUUAACACAAUUUUUUUGUGCGGGCCAUAUCCAACAAAAGUUUUAUAAUUUGCCGUGGGCCAAAAAGAACUGGGCCGCAGUUGGCCCACAGGCCGUAGUUUGGACACCCUUGGUGUAGCAGGUUUUCUUGACGUUUAAGCUAGACUAUUAGAUCGGCUAUUAGCUCAGCAGUUAGCACGCUCGACUGCCACAGUGACAUCAACAUUAGAGUGGUUACACAUGCAUUUUUGUUGCGUUACAGCAAUCUUUUAACAUUUUAACAGUACAAUUCUGGCAACCAAAGCUGUGAGUAUUUUACCGUAAAUUCAAUGGCGGCCCCCCCCCCCCGCCCCCCCCCCCUUUUUUUUUAACAGUGUAGGAACAUUGGACACUUUCUGGCUUCUAUUGUUGCACAUGAUGAAAAGGGCAUAGAAAUAUGAAUCAUGGUACUAGAUGACAUCAUGCUGAUUGUAUUUAAAACUAGCACAAUGUGGGACAUACUGAUGAAAAAAAUGGUUGGUUGAUUAAUUAUGAUCACUGAGAUGCAGUUUGUAAGAAAUAAAGCUAUUUAGUGGCGUUUUUGAUUAACCUUUAAU
Corythoichthys intestinalis (scribbled pipefish) is the source of this 7439-nucleotide messenger RNA. Its product is annotated as tumor necrosis factor alpha-induced protein 2-like. The transcript is spliced from 15 exons. NCBI's taxonomy places the organism in Eukaryota, Metazoa, Chordata, Actinopteri, Syngnathiformes, Syngnathidae. The record is from RefSeq and is a predicted model, not a curated record. Gene Ontology annotation, biological process: exocytosis; exocyst localization. Gene Ontology annotation, cellular component: exocyst. Bases 189 to 3002 code for a protein of 937 amino acids. Gene Ontology annotation, molecular function: SNARE binding.